AUGCCAGAAGCAAGCUCGACCGAACACUUGCUACUCGACAGCCGUGUCCCACUGGACUCUAGCUUCCGAUAUGAUCGAGUUGACCACCCAAUGUUUGACCCGAUUCAUGAUUUUCAGCCUUUGAACAGCGAUCACAAUGGACAAUUUCUCACUACUGACUCGAAUAUACUCGACUUCCUACCAAUGUCCGCCCCGGAGCUUUGGCAUGACAGUCACAAUUCUGGCCAGGAUGCUUCUGGAUCUGUUUUGACACCAGACCUGAAUCCCAUGGGCAUCCCCUGUCCCACAACCCACUUCGACAUUCGCCUGACUCCCCAACAGCCCGCGGAAUCGGAGCACGCAGAAAGCCAAACAAGGUAUUAUUCGAUAGAUGCUCCAGCGGCCUUGGUGAGUAGCUUGGUGGACAUUUACUUCGAAAGAGUGCAAGCAUACUUGCCGUUACUCCAUCGUCCUAGGUUCUAUCAGCAGUAUGCGUCAGAACGAGGAUACAAUGAAUUGACCCCAGCAUCUGCAUUCCUGCUGUAUUCGAUGAUGUCAUUUUCGGCUCGCUACUCGUUAGAUCCAUGCUUUGAAGGUCAGGAGGAAAAGGAGCGAGGCGCAUCCUACGCACUCAAGGCACGACGUCUACUUGAUGAAGCCCAUGAACAUGCAGAGUCUGAAAUGUUCACACUGGAAUGGCUUCAAGGAUGUAUCCUGUGCGCAUACUAUCACCUUGCCAGCAAUCCAAAGCAAGCCACCGAGCUCUUGGUCGAUAAAUGCGUCCAAAUCGCGUACAGAUUAGGACUACAUGAAAUGGAUAUGGGAAAUGAUCAAAAUCCGUCGGACCAUCAUCAAAGCCAGUCAGCCGAAACUCUUCUAGCAGAGAUUUGGGUUACCAAAGAGGAACAGCGCCGGGCCUGGUGGUUGGUCUGGGAGCUUGACACAUUUCUCUCCGCGACUCUAUGUUAUCCUUCUACCAUCGACCGUUCAAGAAUGCACGUGUUGCUCCCAGUCUCAGAUGAAGCGUGGUUCAUGGAAAUGCCUGCCCCGUCUGCCUCAAUACACCCGGAGAUCUCAAUUUGCUGGAAGAGCUUACUGAAGUCACCCAACAGGAGCGAACGGGCAUGGUUCUUGGUCAGCACUCAUAUCGCCACACACAUCUAUGAACUUGGGCAGCGAGCGAAGGUCCGCGGGAAAGACAUCGAAGUCCUUGAAAGAGCCCGAUCAUCCUUUUACGUCACGUUUUACAAGGAGUUUGGCGAUAGUAUCAAGGACCCAACAUUCGAUGCCUCCAAUUAUGCCAGAAAGAACUGGCUGCUGUUGAGCCAACUGUUGCUAGAAUCGUAUGGCUAUAGGCCCUUGCCCUCCAUUUCACCCACUAAUGUAUUUUUUUUUUUUUUUUAG
Cladophialophora bantiana CBS 173.52 is the source of this 1383-nucleotide messenger RNA. RefSeq lists its product as uncharacterized. The record is from RefSeq and is a predicted model, not a curated record. Gene Ontology annotation, cellular component: nucleus. Lineage: Eukaryota; Fungi; Ascomycota; Eurotiomycetes; Chaetothyriales; Herpotrichiellaceae. Gene Ontology annotation, molecular function: zinc ion binding; DNA binding. The transcript is spliced from 2 exons. Gene Ontology annotation, biological process: DNA-templated transcription. The coding region runs from base 1 to 1383 and encodes 460 amino acids.